GAUAUUAAUUUUAGGAAGUAUUCAGUUAGUCGUUACCGACUAACGUGCAUUUUAGUGAUUACAAAGAUGGCAACUAGUCACCUGACUUUAGUCCUUUUCUGUGCAUUGUUAUGUAACUAUUACAGUGUUUUUGCUCAAAGCGAAUCUGAUACUUGUGGAGUAAUUCCAACUUCUUGUCCAUGCUCAUCGUACCGUUCAUAUGAUGGAUCAUGUAAUAAUUUGCAAAAUCCUAGUUGGGGUUCUGCUAACACGACUUAUGGCCGAUUAAUUGCUGCUAACUAUAGUGAUGGACAUAGUUCACCAAGGGCGGCACAAAGUGGAAAUCCUUUACCCAGUGCGAGGCUAUUAUCCACUGCAUUUUACCCUAAUCUGUCCCUAUUAGACAUCUCAUAUACUGUCAGCGCAAUGCAAUUCGGUCAGGUUAUCGCCCAUGACAUGAGUUCUCUAGUUAAUAUCCCGGGAGGCCUGUGCUGUACUGAAGAUUUUAAAAUGCUCGCUAAUCCACCAGACUCUUGUUUUCCAAUUCCAGUACCAGCGAAUGAUCCCGUCUAUUCACAGUAUGGAUACACUUGUCUGCCUCUAAGUAGAUCCGCUACAGACGAAGAUUUUAAUUGCCUUGGAAAUAGGUCAAGAGUUGAACAGAUUACCUCUGUAUCAGCAUUCCUUGAUUUAAACAUUGUUUAUGGUAAUAGUGUUAGUGAAAAUGCAAAUCUACGAUCAUUUGUCAAUGGCAGGCUAAUAAUGAAUAAUGUAAACAACCAAGAUAUGCUUCCAACACAUCCUAAUCCCACAUGUUCCACCGUUGGUGGAUCAAAUUUACCAUGCUAUAUGUCAGGUGAUCCUAGAGUAAAUCAGAAUCCCGACCUCACUAUUCUUCAAACUCUCUUGGCAAGAGAGCACAAUAGAAUUGCAGAUACUUUGGCUGCAUUACAUCCUGAAUGGGAAGAUGAAUGCAUUUUUCAGGAAGCCAGAAAAAUUAAUAUUGCUCAAUAUCAAUACAUUGCUUAUUACGAAUGGUUACCGAUAUUUAUUGGCUCAUUAAAUAGUUUAACAAACAAGAUUACCUAUUCGACUCUUGGAUUUGUUGAAGACUAUAAUCCGUUGGUAAAUCCUGUAAUAUAUAAUGAGCACGCUACGGGUGCCAGUAGAUAUUUUCAUACUUUAAUUCAAGCAAGGAUUCAGUUAAUGAAUGAGAAUAGAUUAAUAGAAAGUUCUACCAGGCUUAGUGACAAUAUCAACUCUCCUCGUAUAUUAGAGUCAUCAUCAAAUAAUUUUGAUAGUCUUACCAGAGGAAUGUGUACUCAAGCAAUGGAAGGCGCCGAUGUUUACCAUACAUCAGAGAUCACCAGUAAUUGGAUCAGAACUCCAGAAACUGGGGUAAUUGGUAGAGAUUUAAAGGCCAUUGAUAUUCAGCGAAGCAGAGAUCACGGAAUUGCCUCCUACAAUGAUUAUAGAGUAUUAUGCGGAUUGUCUAGAGCGCACAGUUUUCUUGCCUUCCUAGAUUCUAUUUCCUUACCUAAUAUUUUGAGACUACAACAACUUUACGAAACUCCAGACGAUGUUGAGUUAGCUGUGGCAGCAUCGUUAGAAAAUCCAGUGUUAGGAACUUUAGCUGGAAAGAGUAAUUUAUGUAUUUUGAUUAGGCAAUUUUAUAUAAGCAGAGUUUCUGACCGAUUUUGGUUUGAGCGUUCUGGAGAUACUGGAUUUAAUCUGGGUCAACUUCAACAAAUUAGAAAAGCCUCGAUCUCUAAGAUAAUAUGUGAUAAUUCUAAAAGCAUCGAGCGUAUGCAGAUAAACGGAUUUAAAACAGUGUCGUUUUUUAAUCCACUUCUUUCUUGCGACUAUUUGCCAUCAAUUGAUCUGUCUCUCUGGAAAGAUGCCACAUGUAAAAAGUGUCAAGACACAACGUCUACCAUUACUACAAAAACGACGACAUCAGUAACUACACCAACCACUACUGCCUCAAUUGCUUCUUCCACAACAUCAGCGACUACACCAAGUACCACUCCUUCUACUACCUCCUCGACAUCCUCAAUAACUACACCAACUACUAAUCCCUCGACUACUUCUUCCACAACAUCAGCGACUACACCAAGUACUGCAUCUUCUUCUAGUUCUAGUAUGGAAGAAACUGAUGGGCCAUGCGACGCAUAUGAAACAGUAUAUUAUUGAAUAGACUUACUGCUUUGUAAAUUAAAUUAAUUUUAUUGAUAUUAUAAAGGUUGCAUAUUAA
Anthonomus grandis grandis is the source of this 2233-nucleotide messenger RNA. RefSeq names its product peroxidase-like. Gene Ontology annotation, biological process: response to oxidative stress. Gene Ontology annotation, molecular function: peroxidase activity; heme binding. The transcript has 11 exons. The record is from RefSeq and is a predicted model, not a curated record. NCBI's taxonomy places the organism in Eukaryota, Metazoa, Arthropoda, Insecta, Coleoptera, Curculionidae. Bases 67 to 2172 code for a protein of 701 amino acids.